AUGGAGACCAUGCCAGAGCAUCGGAGGCCAAAGCUAUCCGACGCCGCCGCAGGAGGUGGCGAGGACUGGCUCAGCGCGCUGCCGGACGACCUCCUCAUCCAUAUCCUCCUCAAGCUCCGGGACGCCCCCGUCGCCGCUCGGACCAGCGUCCUUGCCCGCCGCUGGCGCCGCAUCUGGGCUCUCCUGCCGGAGCUCCAUUUCCCCGAUGGCACUGACCCUGACGGCAUACGCGCCGCCCUCGCCGCCCAUGAUGCCCCUGCCCUCAGCCAUCUCUCCGUUGCCGCCAUCGAGGCCACCCCUGAAUCCGUCGCGGCAUGGCUCCCCAUCGACGCCUGUCGCCUCUCCGGUGUCCUAGAUUUCCAGAACAGGGGGAACAUGGACGAGACCUCCGCCGCCUCUCCUUUGAAGCUGCCUUGCUUUCAGAACGCAACCAAGGUCGUGCUUGAUCUAGAUUCUAUCGGCCUCACCCUGCCGCCUUCCGGCAUAUUUACCCGGCUCGCCGAUCUGGUGCUGAUUGGCAUCCAGCUCCAUGAACUUGUUUUCAGUGUCUGUGAGACUGAACUAUACGACUAA
Aegilops tauschii subsp. strangulata is the source of this 573-nucleotide messenger RNA. RefSeq names its product F-box protein At5g03100-like. Gene Ontology annotation, molecular function: protein binding. The record is from RefSeq and is a predicted model, not a curated record. Lineage: Eukaryota; Viridiplantae; Streptophyta; Magnoliopsida; Poales; Poaceae.